Molecule: messenger RNA, 1302 nt
Organism: Panicum hallii
Lineage: Eukaryota; Viridiplantae; Streptophyta; Magnoliopsida; Poales; Poaceae
Product: polygalacturonase-like
Exons: 3
Coding region: 1-1296 (431 amino acids)
Biological process (GO): anther dehiscence; fruit dehiscence; pectin catabolic process
Molecular function (GO): polygalacturonase activity
Source: RefSeq, a predicted model, not a curated record
AUGGCGUCCACCAGGCUGCAGCUCGUGUUCCUGGCGCCGAUCAUCGCGCUGCUCGUCUCGUCCGGUGCUCUAGGCGCUGCCGCCAUGGCCGGGUCUUCGCUGGCGGCGGCGCAGAGCGGCGUGUUCAGCCUGGACAGCUACGGCGCCCGCGGCGACGGGACGCACGACGACGCGCAGGCGCUGUCCAACGCGUGGAAGGCGGCCUGCGCCUCGCCGCGCCCGGCAGUCGUGCUCGUCCCCGGUGGCAAGCGCUACCUGCUCAGCGAGGUCGUGAAGCUCUCCGGGCCGUGCAGGUCGGCCAGCGUCACGCUCACGGUGCAGGGCACGCUGGUGGCGUCGCCGAACCGGGCCGACUGGAGCGACAGGGACAGGAGGCACUGGAUCGUGUUCCGCGCCGUCGACGGGCUCACCGUCAACGGCGGCGGCGUCAUCGACGGCAACGGCGAGACGUGGUGGAAGAACUCGUGCAAGAUCAACAAGGCUCUGCCGUGCAAGGAGGCCCCAACGGCUUUGUCGUUCCACUACUGCACGAGUUUGAGAGUGCAGGAUCUGAAGAUCGUCAACAGCCAGCAGAUCCACAUGUCCAUUGAGGACUGCACUAACGUACAAUUGGCAGGCCUGUCCAUCACCGCUCCUGGCACGAGCCCUAACACCGACGGCAUCCAUAUCACCCGCAGCAACGGUGUGCAGGUCACGAACUGCAAGAUCAAGACUGGAGACGACUGCAUCUCCAUCGAGAACGGGACGCACAACCUUCACGUCUCGCAAGUCGUGUGCGGCCCGGGGCACGGGAUCAGCAUCGGAAGCUUAGGAGACGACGACUCGCGCGCUGAGGUCUCCGGCAUCACCGUCGACUCGGUGCGGCUGUACGGCACGACCAACGGAGCACGCAUCAAGACCUACCAGGGAGGAAGCGGGUACGCCAGGGACAUCACGUUCCAGAACAUGGUCAUGGGCGGCGUCAAGAACCCGAUCAUCAUCGACCAGAGCUACUGCGACAGGGCGAAGCCGUGCCGAGAGCAGGGGUCGGCAGUGGAGGUCAGCAACGUGGUCUUCAGGAACAUCAGGGGGACGACCGUCACCAAGGACGCCAUCAAGCUGAGCUGCAGCAGGAAUGCACCGUGCCAUGGCAUCACCCUUCAGAACAUCGACCUGAGGAUGGAGGGCGGCAACGGCGCCGCGGAGAGCACCUGCCAGAACGCCAAGUGGAGGAAAGCCGGGACCGUCCUUCCACAACCGUGCACCUCCCAAAACGAAACUAGGCGGCAGGUAGCUGCAACUGAGCAGCCCCUGUAGCACAUU